Chrysoperla carnea is the source of this 1510-nucleotide messenger RNA. RefSeq names its product zinc finger protein 878-like. The record is from RefSeq and is a predicted model, not a curated record. NCBI's taxonomy places the organism in Eukaryota, Metazoa, Arthropoda, Insecta, Neuroptera, Chrysopidae. The transcript is spliced from 2 exons. The coding region runs from base 53 to 1489 and encodes 478 amino acids. Gene Ontology annotation, cellular component: nucleus. Gene Ontology annotation, molecular function: DNA-binding transcription factor activity, RNA polymerase II-specific; zinc ion binding; RNA polymerase II transcription regulatory region sequence-specific DNA binding. Gene Ontology annotation, biological process: regulation of transcription by RNA polymerase II.
UAGGAAUGAUUUUCCCCUGAUUUGCCGGCUAUGUUUAUUAUUUAAACGAAAUAUGUCUUCCAUUUAUGUUCCAGAGGUUAUUAAAAUCAUCCAAACUUGUGUUGAUAUUGAGAUAAAAAUAAAUGACGAAUUUCCUUCAUCAAUAUGUGGGAACUGUUCAGAACAAAUAUUUAAAUUUUCAUCAUUUCGAGAAGUAUGUAAAACAUCUCACAAUCUCCUACAAAAAAUAAUUCAUGAUAGUCAAAACAAUACGGAUUAUGAUAAAUUAAAAAAUUCAGUACCAUCGACCAGCGUUUCAGAAAUAAACACGGUAAAUAUUAAAGAAGAAUUGUUAAUUAAAGAUGAAAGUCAACUAAAAAGUGAACCUUUUGAUUUCGAAAACAACAAAAGUGACCUAAAUGACGAUGACGAAGAUGAUAAUAACGGCAAUAAUGAGGAAGAAGAAGAAGACAGUUUUGAAGAUGACGAAAAAGACGCAAAACCUGAUUUUAGUGACGAAGAUGAGACUUAUACGGAAAUGGAUUCGAAUAAAAUUGACAAAACAAGUAAUAAAACAGUUGAAUGCAGAAUCUGUGGAAAGAUGAUGCAAGAACGAACACUAUUGGGGCAUUUACGUCGCCAUCAACAAGGAAAAAAACAUAAAUGUGAUCAAUGUUCAAAAGCGUACCGAGAACCCUGUGAAUUAGCGAAACAUUUACAACGUGUUCACCACACAAAAGGUGAUGUUAGUUGUCCCGUGUGUAAUAAAACAUUUCUAAUUCAAGCACAAUUAGAUUUUCAUUUAAAACGACAUUUUAAGAAAAAACAUCAAUGUGAUAUUUGUGGAAAAGAAUGCUACAAAAGUGCUAAAUUAAAACGACAUAAAGAAAUACACGAAAAACGAGAAAAAUCAUUUUUCUGUUUUAAAUGUGAUUCAGCAUUUUUACGAGAGGCUUCCUUAAAAUUACACGUUAAAAAAUAUCACUCGGAUACUCCAUUAGAAAAACAAGCCUGCCCACUUUGUGGUAAAGUAGUUUAUAAUGUUCGGUUACACACAUUACAUACACAUUCGAACGUCCGACCUCACAAAUGUGAUCAAUGCGAAAAAGCUUUUACUUUUAAAUCAGUUUUAGUAAAACAUGUGCGAGAAAAACAUUUAGGUAUUAUUCAAGAGUUUAAAGCGUUAUGCCCAACUUGUGGUAAGGCUUGUCCAUCGCAAGGUGAAUUAAAAAAACAUUUACGUACGCAUAUUGAUGAACGACAAUUCGAUUGUCAUUUAUGCACAAAGAAAUAUAAAUCACGUGAUGGAUUACGUAAUCAUUUAAAAGUGCAUGCAGGAUUACGACCAUAUGUUUGUACAUACUGCUCAAAAGGAUUUCAUACGAAUACAAUUUUAAAAAAUCAUCUUCGGACACAUACUGGUGAACGGCCGUUUGCAUGUCAUAUUUGUGGGAGAGCUUUCACACAAAAAGUAUCGUUACGGACUCACAUGAAAGUGCACAGUACGUGAAACAAGUUACGGAAUUUUUUU